Molecule: messenger RNA, 873 nt
Organism: Knipowitschia caucasica
Lineage: Eukaryota; Metazoa; Chordata; Actinopteri; Gobiiformes; Gobiidae
Source: the annotation of a GenBank genome assembly
AUGCUGUUGUGGAAUGAGGAGACAGACCAGGAGGAGACAGACCAGGAGGAGACAGACCAGGAGGAGACAGACCAGGAGGAGACAGGCCAGGAGGAGACAGACCAGGAGGAGACAGACCAGGAGGAGACAGGCCAGGAGGAGACAGACCAGGAGGAGACAGACCAGGAGGAGACAGACCAGGAGGAGACAGACCAGGAGGAGACAGACCAGGAGGAGACAGACCAGGAGGAGACAGGCCAGGAGGAGACAGACCAGGAGGAGACAGACCAGGAGGAGACAGACCAGGAGGAGACAGACCAGGAGGAGACAGACCAGGAGGAGACAGACCAGGAGGAGACAGACCAGGAGGAGACAGACCAGGAGGAGACAGACCAGGAGGAGACAGACCAGGAGGAGACAGGCCAGGAGGAGACAGGCCAGGAGGAGACAGACCAGGAGGAGACAGACCAGGAGGAGACAGACCAGGAGGAGACAGACCAGGAGGAGACAGACCAGGAGGAGACAGGCCAGGAGGAGACAGACCAGGAGGAGACAGACCAGGAGGAGGUAGGCCAGGAGGAGACAGACCAGGAGGAGACAGACCAGGAGGAGACAGACCAGGAGGAGACAGACCAGGAGGAGACAGACCAGGAGGAGACAGACCAGGAGGAGACAGGCCAGGAGGAGACAGACCAGGAGGAGACAGACCAGGAGGAGACAGACCAGGAGGAGACAGGCCAGGAGGAGACAGACCAGGAGGAGACAGACCAGGAGGAGACAGACCAGGAGGAGACAGACCAGGAGGAGACAGGCCAGGAGGAGACAGACCAGGAGGAGACAGACCAGGAGGAGAUCGGCCAUGAGGAGAUGUUUACUUUUAGCCAAGACAUAUGA